AUGGAUUCCAAUCUCUUUAAAGGUCCCUCUUUCCAGGACAAUAUGGCGGAUGAGGGGCCGGAACCGGAGAACGGGCUAUCAAGUGUUUCCAUAUCACAUCUAUUGAGUCGUGAAACACAGAAAGAUAAUUUGAGUAGAUAUUUUGGCUCGAUUUUGUUUAACAUUGGUGCCUUCGCCCUUCCGGCCUUGUAUAGCACGCUCAGUAAACUAUGGGUCGCGAAUAUCGAUUCGACACAAGUGGUGACGACAGAUAUCUAUACCUACAUCGGAGUGAUCGUGGAGGUUCUUAACGAAGGUCUUCCCCGCUCAGCAUGGCUCGUUAUCGGGGACAAAACCACGCGAAACAUGCGCUCUCGGUUGAACCUCGCCUACACAAUGUUGCUCGUACAGACUGCUCUGGGAAUCUUGAUGACAAUAACUUUCCUAGCCGCCUCCAAGACGUUAGCCUCGGGAUUUGUUCCAGUGGAAGUGCGCCAGGCCUCCAUCACCUAUGCCGUGACAUCUGCGAUCGAAGCCGCCCUGUCUGCCUCGACGAGGGCGCUCGAUAAUCCCGACGUCCCGUUGAUCAUCAGUUCGGCCAAAUUCCUGAUCAACAUCGUACUUGAUCUAUUGGUCAUCUCAAAAGUUCAUAUCGGAACAUGGAAGCCUACUAUUAUCAUGCAGGCCAUUAUACGGCUAACGUGUGAUACUGUAUCUGCCCUCGCGGGGUUGAUUUAUUUCCUAACUGUCGUGGUGAGACGUUGCCAAAAAGACUCGACCGAUUCAGGACGUUUGCGUUGGAGCCAGUCUGCUCUCUGGACACUGUUUAAACCUAGCGUGUAUACAUUCACCGAAUCAGCUAUCCGGAAUGCAAUCUAUCUGUGGCUAGUCCAUCAAAUCAUUCUGCUAGGAUCCGACUAUGCAACUUCGUGGGGAGUAUUUAACACCAUUCGCUGGGGACUAGUCAUGGUUCCUGUUCAGGCACUAGAAGCGUCGACGCUCACUUUUGUUGGCCAUAAUUGGGGUAUGUUCCGUGCUGAAAAAGGCACCGAAUACCCGCGGGCAUCUCGAAGAGAAAUCUUGACCUCAUCACUCACCCACAUUGCAGAGAUAAUCCGACCAGCCCUGCAAUCUUGCUUGAUUGUAUUGAUAUUCGAGACUAUCAUAUGUAUUGCGCUCUCACUGCGUGGAAUAGAGGCCUUCGCGCAUUAUCUAUCUGGCUCAAAUGUCGUGGCCAAAAUUACUCAAACCAUGUGGAAGUCUAUUGACUGGACGUACAUUUUUUACGGGCUGAAUUGUCAACUUGCAGCGAUCCUCCUUGCGACGUCCCCGCGAUGGUAUCUCUACCAAUCACUGGGGUCGAAUUUUUUGUGGAUGCUACCUUGGGCCAUCGUCGUCACAGUUUUGCUUUUGCCGACAGCUUUGGCCUGGACGUUCUAUGCCAUUAUCUUUGGUGGAGCUCUUGUGUUCGAUUUUGGUUGUGUUUGUUUGAUUCUCUCCCUGUGGGCGCACAGGCUCACAAGAGGAAAAUUAAGAGCUUAA
Molecule: messenger RNA, 1521 nt
Organism: Penicillium soppii
Lineage: Eukaryota; Fungi; Ascomycota; Eurotiomycetes; Eurotiales; Aspergillaceae
Exons: 5
Coding region: 1-1521 (506 amino acids)
Source: RefSeq, a predicted model, not a curated record